CUCACGGAUAUUAAAAACUAUUUGUGGCACGUCAUGACACUGACAUUCAGUCCUUGAAAAAGCAGACGUGCAAGCCAAGGUGAAAACUGAACAAACAAGAAAUCUACUUUGAAACGCUCUAGCAAAUUCGGACUGACACAAGUAUUCUUAUUAAAAAGGAAGUGGAAACUUGAAAUAAUAACACAAAAACAGAUAAGAAUUACUCUAUCAUUUCUAGAGUAGACAAAAGUAUACAACAUACACAAGCUUAUCUAAGCAGGUCAACAUUUAGAAUCUCGUAUUUUUCACUAUUUGUUUGUUCUCAUAUCAGGGUGCAGUUGAAUAACAAAAAUAACACAAGACAAGACUAAGAAUAUACACAAGAUGUGUCCGCAGAAAUACAUAAUAAUUUCACUAUUUCUGACAUUAUGUCUUAUAAUACAAACUGGGACAUCCAAAGUCAAUAUUAACACAGAAGGGAUCUCAGAAUAUUUCACUGCAGAGAUAAUGGAGAAAUAUGGAACUGAAUCAAAGUUGGGGUACGGUCAGUUUGCAACAUUGAUGAAAGAUCUGAAGCAUGAGAUACAGCCAUUGGAUGAAGCUGAUGGCUUGAGUGUCUGGCAGAUAUGUAAUGUCUCGGUUGGAAUGUGGGCUGCUAAUGCAACAUGUGUACAAGAUCAGUGCCUAACAACAGGUGAGAUCUGGCAGCUGUAUGAUCUGACCAAGAAUGAGACGAUUGGAGAACAGUUCUUCUCCAAAAUGUCCCCAUUGCUGGUCUACCAGCUGCGCAACCCAAAGUGCCAUGUACAGGAGCAGAAAGAGGAGGGGCACAAGAUUAAAGCCCCACCAGCAGAAGUAUGGGGUUAUGGGUUCCUAUGCGUGACAGGAGUUGUUUUGUCUGGUCUAUUAGGACGAGCUUUCUUUGUUGGAAUUGCCAACCCCAAGAUCUACUCCAUGCUACUGAUGGGUAUGGUAUCCCUGGCUAUUGGGGUUCUCACUGGGAUGGGGCUUCUCUUCCUUAUACCUGAGGCACUAGGUCUACCUCAUUUGUUCCAUGGCUCCACUGAGUUUAUAUGGAAGCUGACCUGUGUUGCUGGAGGCCUAUAUUUCCUCUUUAUAUUUGAGAGAGUCAUCAAGCUGAUUAAGCAUGCAAAACAGAAGAAGAAGAACAAGUUCGUAGAGGUGCCUAGCAAUGGUGAUGUCACACAGAGGCUUGUGAAUCAUAACCAAUCAGAAGCCAGCUUUGCCACAAUGACCACAAUGGUACCUGAAAUCACAAUACAAGUUCCAAAUGGUGCCAAUGGUGAUGUGAAAAAAAUGGAAGUUGAUGAUACGGAGGUAGAUGAGAAGAAAGGAAUCAAGUCUCUUGAGAAGGAUGAGAUAGACACUGUAGCCUGGGUGCUGAUUCUGGGAGAUGCCAUGCACAACUUUGUAGAUGGGGUCACUAUAGGAGCAGGCUUUGCACAAAGUAUCCUCACUGGUGUAGGUCUGGCUGUGUGUAUCAUGUGUGAACAUGUACCUCAUAAGAUAGGUGAUUUUGCCAUCUUGCUGAAUGCAGGGAUGAGUCUUCGUAUGGCAGUCGUCUACACCCUCCUCACAGGGAUAAUGAAUUAUCUAGGUCUGGUAGUUGGUAUUCUAGUUGGAGAACUCACUGAUGCUACUACCUGGCUGUUGGCCAUAGCAGGGGGAAUAUUCCUCUAUAUCGCCCUUGUUGAUAUGUUACCAGAGAUCAGUGAACAAGCUGAGGAGGAAGAUUCCUUGAGGGAGAAGAUCAAAAUUUUCAUCAUACAGAAUGUUGGCAUUCUGAUUGGCUACGGCAUCAUGAUUAUUGUUGCCCUGUUCGCUGGAGAUAUCAGCUUUGAGUGAGACAUGGAAUAUCAGAUAUGGGUUUAGAUAAGUCAGUGUUACCUUCAGCAUUAUUUGCCUCGGUUAUUUUCCUUUUCAAAUCAUAUGCAGGGUUAUUUAGGAACUGUUUAUUUUGCAUAUUACAAUAUAAGUAUCAUUAAAGUAGACUUGCCUCAAGUCACUGAACCCCCCACUCUCUAUCUAUUGUAUAGUGUGGGAUCAAGAGGGCUCCAGGCAAGACUAGAAGUAAAAGGCAAUGGAAUUUCACAAAUUAUAAAUCACAAUGUUUCAAGAAGCAGCUUCCAGUUAAUAAGUUAAGAAGGUUUAUCAAGUGAAACAUAACAAAUAUCAUUCAUAAACCAGGUGAUGCUAGUAGUCUUGCUCCUAGCCUUUAUGCUACUUCCUCUAUUUUCUUUAAUCCAGUGUGAGGGAGUGGAUAUUCAGAACAGGGGAAGGAAGUCAAAAGACUUAAUGCAAAGAAAUACAAAAAGAGAAAAAUGUAUUGAAAGUAUAGUGAGAAUGUGAUAUAUAAAGGGUAGAACAGCUUUCUAAAAGAAAACGUAAGAACUUGAGCUUAAGAAUUAAACUAGUCUUUAUGAGUUGUAUGCAUUAAUCAGCUGUAUUCAAUUUACAAAUUACGAUCAUAUUAACUCAAAUAUGAAAUGAAAUAAACUGGAAGUCAGAAAAGAUCUUGCCAAUACAGUCUAGUGCAGACCAUCAAGAAAAGUUGCCUUAUUGAAUAAUCAGUAAAUGGCGCAUUUAGGCUUUUUCUGGAGUCUUUGUGUUUGAUUGACUACAAUCUAUGAUUUUCAAAAAACAAGAUCAAUGCAACAGCCUCCUGGAAGCUAUAUUUACACUGGUUCUGGUAGAUAUGUAAACACUAAUGAUUAUUUUAUAAACACUGAAUAUAAUAAACGCUGACAAAUAUUCAAACACCGAAUAUACUGUACAAACAUUAUAAACACUGACAAGUGUAUAUGUAAUUGCUCAAUCAAAAGGUGCAUUUCGACAUGGAAUGUCAAAUGAUAUUUUAAGUUGCAGCAAAAUUGGAAUAUUUCGGCAUUGAUUGUCAAAUAUUUCCAAAUGAUUUGCAAUCAUUGUGAUAUCAGUGACUGGUCACUAUAUUGAAAACAGUGAUUCAAUCUUUAACAUUUUUUUAUACUGUAUUUAAUUAAUGUAAGCCAAACAUCAGAAUGAAGCAGGCUCAUAUGUCUGUAAAUUUGCUGAUGAGAUGGUUCAUGUACUCCCUAUACAAAGUGAGCGCAAAUGGUUGUAGUAAACAAAGAUGCAACAACAAAAAUCAAAUAAAAAUAAAACCACAAAUUUUAUAAGUCAUAUUUGCUUGAUACUAGAUGAUUAUUACAUCAAAUUUCAUGCUAUGUUACAGGUGGAAGAUAUUAAAUUCUACAUGUCGUGUGUUUUCAAUGUAAUCAGAUGCGUAGUUCUGACGGAAAUCCAUUAACCUCUUGAAUCCCAGGCUCUUAAAUCAGUUGAAACCAGAGAAUUCAUCAUUUUUGC
This is a messenger RNA of Owenia fusiformis, 3342 nucleotides long. NCBI's taxonomy places the organism in Eukaryota, Metazoa, Annelida, Polychaeta, Sabellida, Oweniidae. The record is from the annotation of a GenBank genome assembly.